AUGGGGUUCCCCAUUAUUGGUGAGACCCUCCAAUACAUGAAAGUCAGCCCUUCUAUUGACAUCCCGAGCUUCUUCCGCCAACGACUGAAGAGGUACGGCCCCAUGUUCAAGACCUGUCUGGCAGGGCAGCCUAUGGUCGUUUCCCUUGAUCCAGAGUUCAACCGGUUCAUCUUUCAGCAAGAGGGCAAGUUGUUCAGACUUUGGUACCCGCAGACAACAAACACCAUAUUCGGCAAGAAGAGCAUGACCACAUUCACAGGCCCCGUGCACAAGUUCUUCCGCAGCUUUGCGUCCAAUUUUUUUGGCCAUGAAGUCCUCAAGGAAUCUCUCAUCCGAGAGCUAGAGGAUGCCAUGAAGCAGGGCUUCGCAGCAUGGGCCGCCAAGCCUAGCGUCGAGGUGAAAGAUGCCAUUGGAGAGAUGAUAUUUGAUCUUGCGGCCAAGAAGAUCGUUGGCAUUGGUCCUGAGGAGUCAAAAGGGUUGAGGAAGAAUUUCGAAGACUUCUUCAAGGUGGUGCUCUGUUUCCCAAUAUACUUUCCUGGGACAACGUUUUACAAGUGCAUGAAGGGGAAGAGAAACGUGGCAAAGAAAUUGACUCAGCUCCUGAAACAUAGGCUAAGUACACCUGAGAAGAAACACGGAGACCUUAUUGACCACCUUGUUGAAGAACUACAAAGUGAAAAGCCACUGAUAGAUGAGAAUUUUGCUAUAAACGCACUGUCUGGGCUCUUGUUUGGUAGCUUUGUAACGAUAUCAGGAACCCUCACCGUAGGUCUUAAGUUGCUCAAAGGCAACCCUGAAGUUGUCGAAGCGCUCAAGGAGGAGCAUGAAGCAAUACUGAAGAAACGAGAAGACAGGAAUUCUGGGAUCACAUGGGAGGAGUACAAGUCCAUGACAUUCACUACUCAGGUUAUGAAUGAGAUUACACGGAUUAGUAAUAUUGCACCUGGAAUUUUCAGGAAAACUCUGACAGAUGUGCAAGUGAAUGGCUAUACAAUCCCUGCGGGGUGGCUAGUUAUGAUUAGCCCCAUGGUGGGUCAUCUAAACCCAACGUUGUUCGAGGAUCCACUCAAAUUCAAUCCAUGGAGGUGGACGGACAAGGAAAAGCAAAAGAUUCAGCAGAGGAAUUGGAUGCCAUUUGGAGAUGGCAUAAGGCUUUGUCUCGGGGCAGAGUUUGCAAAGCUUUUCAUUUCCCUUUUCCUCCAAGUUUUAGUGCCAAACUACAGAUGGAUUGAGAUAAAAGGAGGAGAAGUAGCACGCGUUGGGGAGAUGGUAAUUCCUGACGGCUAUCAUAUCCAACUCGUUCCUAUGACCUAA
This is a messenger RNA of Miscanthus lutarioriparius, 1314 nucleotides long. Lineage: Eukaryota; Viridiplantae; Streptophyta; Magnoliopsida; Poales; Poaceae. The record is from the annotation of a GenBank genome assembly.